Molecule: messenger RNA, 5377 nt
Organism: Pseudophryne corroboree (corroboree frog)
Lineage: Eukaryota; Metazoa; Chordata; Amphibia; Anura; Myobatrachidae
Gene: XK
Product: X-linked Kx blood group antigen, Kell and VPS13A binding protein
Exons: 3
Coding region: 84-1421 (445 amino acids)
Cellular component (GO): membrane
Source: RefSeq, a predicted model, not a curated record
GCAUGUGUCUCCCGUCAGCAGCUCGGUGAUACAGCAGCUCAGUGAUACAGGCCAGCCGGUGCAGUGCACACUCAUUACUCAGCAUGAAAUUCCCUGGCUCGGUGCUGGUGUCAGUCUCCCUGUUUGUGGCAGAGACAAUAACCGCCCUGUAUAUAAGCAGCACAUACAGCUCGGGCGGGGACAAGGUUUGGCAGUAUCUGACUCUCCUCUUCUGCCUUCUGCCCUGUGUGCUGGUGCAGAUCAACCUCAUCUUCAUCCACAGGGACCUGAGCAGGGACAGACCGCUGGUGCUGCUGCUGCACCUACUACAGCUGGGACCCUUAGUCAGAUGUAUCGAGGUCCUUUUCAUCUACUUCAAUGCGGGUAAAGUGGAAGAACCAUAUGUCAGCAUCACCAGAAAGAGACAGUUGCCCAAAGGAGGUUGUAGUGAUGAAGUGGAAAAGGAAAUGGGACAAGUGGAAAGAAAACUCUUCAUACACAGAUCUGCAUUCAGCCGGGCCUCUGUAAUCCAAGCUUUCCUUGGAUCAGCACCUCAGCUGACCCUUCAGCUAUAUAUAUCUGUAUUGCAGCAAAAUGUGCCAAUAUCACUUUGCAUCUUUAUGAGCAUUUCCUUGCUGUCCAUUGUGUAUGGGGCAUUACGGUGCAACAUCCUGGCCAUUAAAAUCAAGUAUGAUGACUAUGAUAUAAGCGUUAGACCAGCUGCCUACAUCUGCAUAUUCUUAUGGCGGAGCUUUGAGAUUUCCACCAGAGUUGUGGUACUGGUCCUUUUCAGCUCCGUCCUGCAAAUAUGGACUCUGCCAGUGGUGCUAUUGAACUUCAUUGUGUUUUUCUUGUACCCUUGGAUUCUCUUCUGGCAGAGUAAGUCUCCCUUUCCUGAAAACAUAGAGAAGGCAUUGACGAGAGUUGGCACCACCAUGGUGCUCUGCUUCCUCACCUUUCUGUAUGCAGGCAUCAACAUUUUCUGUUGGUCUGCGGUACAACUCAAGCUCAAUGACUCAGACUUAAUCAACAAGUCUCAAAACUGGUACCGCAUGGCUGUGUACUACAUGUUAAGAUUUAUUGAGAAUGCUGUCCUGUUGCUGCUGUGGUAUAUGUACAGAACAGAUGUUUACAUGUAUGUAUGUGCCCCAUUACUAGUGCUGCAGCUGCUGAUUGUAUACUGUAUGGCGGUUCUGUUCAUGCUCAUCUUCUAUCAGUUUUGCCAUCCUUGCAAGAAAUUAUUUUCCUCAAGCAUCUCACAAGGGCUACUAUCAUGCUUCAAGUUCCUGUGUUACCUCUGUAUACCAUCAAAAGAUCCAAACAAUAGGGACACGUUUAGGGCCAAACUAUCAGAUAGUUCUGAUAUCAAUGAGCACCCAAGUUGUAAGGCUGUGGAUGCUCAAAAUGGAAAUACACAUCAGGAUGCAUCCUCCAGUGCAUAACAUUGGACUCACUGGAGGGAGACUCAUUGUAUGUCCCCACCUAUAGGAACUGUAUGUGACCUGCAGGCUUUAAUGCAUCUAUAGUACUUUAUAUACUGUAGGGCUAUACAUUGAAGCUAAAAUGAGAUGUUUCCCUGGGGUGUAGGGGAGAUAUCUGUUCCCAUAAAGAAGCAGAUUUGUCAUACUGUAUCCGCACCAAGAAUGAAGAACAUGGUUAGAACACAAAAACAGAACUAAAAAUAACCGGGCAUAAACUCGCUAUAAUGUAUUUGAUAUAUUGGAAUUCCAGAGGUAUCAUAAAUAUAUUGUUAGUGACAAAUAAACCAAACCGUGCUGAAACCCUGAGGACUCCAAAUGUUGCACAUAUUCAGUACGUCCACCUUGUCAAUCCACACAUAUGUGCUGAAAAUGUUUGAUGGGCUAUAAUCUGACAUCAUGAUUAUAUAAACCAAAAAGGGAUGAAGUUUAGCUCCUUUAAUACAUUAUGGUACGUUGGCAAAAUAAAGUAUACUUUAUUUUGGGACUGGAACCAAUUUAGGAAUAUUCCGAGAUGUCUACAUUUUUCAAUGAAUACCUGGAUAAAAGUAUGGAGGCUCUUGCUUGGUGCAAAUAUUUGGGGAUUUUUCCAAUUAUUUUGAUAACUGAUUAUAUAUAUAUAAAACAGGGUUUUGAAAAUGUCUUGUCCACAUUGAAACUUUGGUUUAGUCUAGCCCAGUGGUUCCCAAACUUUUUUGAAACAUGGCGCCCUAGAGCAUCAGAAUUGUUUUCACGGUGCUCCUAGGCCAAAGGUUUCUUAUUGAGAAAUUUAGAAAUAUUGAAUUAAGUAAAUUCUGUUUAUAUGUUAUCCUUAGGUUCAAUUGUGUGGUGAAGGACAGGAUUCACAUCUGUUUGUCCACAUAAUUUAUGAUUAGCAGGCACCAGCACUGGUUUUGUCUAUUACAUUGACCAAUAAUAAAUUGAAUUGGCCCUGUACCACCAACAGAGGGCACCUCUACAAAUGCCCUGAGACACCCCAGGGUGCCACCGCACACAGUUUGAGGACCACUGGUCUAGCCAUUGUGUCCCGUCAUUAUUGUACCUGAAUGAUGCCACUUUGCAGUGUUUGUAACAGUCCAGUACAUUUGCCUCUGUUCCUAGGAGAGUGCCACUGGAUUCUGCGGUUGUGUAGAUGCAGUACACAUUUAUAUAUAUUACUGUAUUUGCUUUGCUUCCACCAUAAACCAAAUGGCCUUUAUUUUUCAAAAAUAGUUAUACACUAAUAUAUAGACAUUCCUCCGGGUUCAAUAUAUAUAUGUCAGACAUUUAUUAAGUCAACAUGUUUGUAAUGUCAACGUUUAGCAUGUUGACAGUUAUGUUAUGUCAACAUACUGGGCCUGAAUCAGAUGUGGUUGGAGGGUUCUGCGCUGUGCAUUACUUGGAAGCAGGUAUGGUAAUGUAGCAUGAGGUGUCUGGUGUAAAGAGAUGACCCCACAUGCAUGUGUGAUCCAGUGCCGCAUCCUUGGAUACAGCAUCGGCUUAUCUGCAACUCCAUUGGCUGGCUUAGUGAUCCAUGAGGUGACGCAAACCGGCCAGUGCAGCUCCAAGAGGCAAGGAAAUCUCCAUCGGAAGAUGGAGACCAUGCCACGGAACUCUCCUAAAAACGGAGGUGAUGUGCCUCCAUUUUGGGUGCAGACUGUCAAUCAAUUGAUGUCUGCGCCGCUCUGCUUCUGAUGAUGCAGGACCCGUAAUGAAUAUGUGCAGUACAGGUCCUGCACUUGCGCAAAGAACACAACGUCAGUACUUUGCAACAUGUGCCCUAACAGCGUCAGGAUGUGAAUCAGGCACACUGUUUUUCUUGUCAUUCUGUCCGUAACGUUAUUGCUGGCUAUAAAGACAAUCUUAACCCUAACCGUAAGCGUCAUGGAAAUGUCAACAAUUUAACUGUCUACAUUCUGUCAAUGACAACAUUUGCAGGUGUCGAAAUGAAUGAUAUCAAUAAUUUAACCAUGUCGACAUCAUCAAUGUUGACCUGCUAUCGAAAUUAUGAAUGACAAACUGGUGAACAGAGACAUGGUGACUGCAUACCCUUCUUCCACAUGGCCAUGUGGUUGGGAUGUACAGAUGGAGCCAUGCUAGCCGUGGCUCAGUCUGUGCCUGGGCGCGCCCGCCCAGGUGCACCUAGUGACUACAGGCGUCUCCAGCCGGGCACGCGCGCCCCAUUCACUAGAAUGGGAGAGCGUCUCCGUCCGUCCAGGCGGACAGAGACGCUCUCCCAUUCAUAGAAUGGGAGAGCGUCUCUGUGCACUCCCAGCGUGACUAGGCAAAUGGAUCGCCUAGUCACGCCUGGAGUGCACGCAUGUGAUGGAGCUGCCACAGGUGAGCGUGGCUCUGUGUAAUACUGGGUCACUGAAUUAUGUAGGUUGGCUACCUGUAGAUCUACUGUGUAAUUCCCAGUAAUGAGUUCUUUAUAAAGACCUUAUUGGCUUAUGUGCAGAGACCUCAUAACAUUAGCCACCCAAUAGGAAGUGUUGGAUAUAAUAUUAUUCUGGAUUAAAUAAAUAGGAAUCCUUGCUCUAAAUAAUGAGUGCCAUAUGCAGUAUAGCAUUAUAGCUAGGGAUGGCCAUCGACCAUCGAUGAUUCAUAAUAAUUGAUGGUUUAUGUCCAAUGUUGAAUGUUUUUGCCAUCAAUGGAGGAGACCAGAUGGCGUCCCUACAUCGAUGGCACAGUAUAACCAAUUUGGAGUUUUUCUACAUGGUGCAGAGACAUGGAGCAUAGCUGCACCCACAAUGCCCCGCCCCAAGUUCUGAUUGGCCCCAGAGGAACAAGAAUGACCAUCAGAUGGUGAAACCAUCGAUAGUCAUCCAUUGCAUAUUUAACAACCAUCAAUGUCAACUUGCCAUAUUGCCAUCGAUGGUGAACACACCGAUGGCCAUCCCUAAUCAUAGCAGGCAAAAGGAAGAUAUUCUCUAAAGUGGCAUACUGAAAUAAGUGUCCCAACAAACCUAGAACUGUUGUAUCUCCUAUCAGAUCAGUUUCUUGUUAUGGUGUUAAAAUGGACAUGUUUGUAAUAGGACAGAAAUAAUUUCCUGUUAUUCUCAUUAGGUUUUAAAAACAUGUUUGAAUAGUAAAGCUGGGUACACACUGGCCCAUCGCGGGUCCGUCGACUAGUGUGUACAAGCGAUAGGUCUGUGAACUCUGUCAUUCACAGACCUAUCACGUCGGCCCUGCUGCACAGCUGACGACCAAUAUAUCGUUAGAUAUAUUGACCACCCGUACACAAGCUGCAGCAGCCGGCGCUGACUGACAGCUGAACUGGGCGGGCGUGCCCGAUGGAUCGGGCAGUAUGUAUGCACAGCACACUGCCCGAUCCGGCUUUAGAUAUAUCUGCAGAUCAAUUGAUCUGCAGAUAUAUCUUUAGGUGUGUACCCAGCAUAAAGUAGGAAGAGGAGUUUGUUUUACUAACAUAUUUAUUUAUGAAUUAUUUGUAUUCUAUCUCUAUAGAUGGGGCAGGUGUAAAAUAUACAGAAAGAUUUUUUUUUGAGAUGGGUGUGUCAAAUCUCAAAUCUAGAUUGCCGUGUCCAAUCUCAAGUAAAAAAUGCUGUCUAAAAUUAAAGCAGUCCAGCAUUUGUGGGUUACAUGCAAAAGCAGUCAGUACUUACCCUGCAUGCAGAAAAAGAAAUAAAUGUAUUUGCAGCCCUUGUAUUGUAGCAUAGUUGGACCAGGUGCAGUUACUUUUUUUACUUUACUCCCAACUCAGAAUAAGGCCCAUUCUGCCCUCCCACCCAUAUGUGGAAGCAGAGCAGCCCCAAUAGGGGUGCGGUCUGAUUAUGGGGAUGGUGUUUGUUGAGGGGGCGGGAUCCCUCUUCAUAGGGUCUGAUUGUACACAAGUGUGGCCUUCCAUGUUUCUUUUGCUGCAGAUCGGGGACGGAUUGGAAACUAAAAGGGGCCCUGUAAAAUUUUGUAGAAGUGGCCCGACA